Messenger RNA from Dendrobium catenatum, 2367 nucleotides. RefSeq names its product splicing factor U2AF-associated protein 2. Gene Ontology annotation, cellular component: U2 snRNP; U2-type spliceosomal complex. Bases 326 to 1885 code for a protein of 519 amino acids. Lineage: Eukaryota; Viridiplantae; Streptophyta; Magnoliopsida; Asparagales; Orchidaceae. Gene Ontology annotation, molecular function: RNA binding. The transcript is spliced from 15 exons. The record is from RefSeq and is a predicted model, not a curated record. Gene Ontology annotation, biological process: mRNA splicing, via spliceosome.
UUCGUUGCUUUGCAAGGUGUAGAGAUUGCACGCGUCGCUUCUUCGCCUCCUUCGACGACUUUCCCUUGCUGUCGGAUCGGAAGUUACCACAUUUUGAUCGGAAGAAAGAACGGGAGCUCGCUGGUGAUCUCCCUCCACGCACACACACCCUGCAGUUGAGUCCGGGGCUUAUCUCACCGCCGUGACUUGGCGCCUGCCGCAUCUACUAACGUCGUCGGACAUACGCUUUUGAACGUAGUGUCGUCAUCAAACUUGUCCAUCGCUGCAUCUUUGCUGUUCGGCCCCUUUUUCCCUUCCCACCGUGUUAAUAAGUUUGAAUUUAAGUAUGGAGGAUGGCAAUACUGGAGAUGCUACAGUUCUCACAGAAGUGGGUUGGUAUGUUCUCGGGCCAAAUCAAGAGCAACUAGGACCUUAUGCUUUUUCAGAGUUACAAGAGCAUUAUGCAAAUGGGUACAUUUUAGAGAGCACCUUGCUAUGGUCCGAAGGGAGGAGUGAUUGGAUGCCACUGUCUUCAAUUCCUGAGCUCUUUGCAAACAUGCCUAUCCAUAGUUAUGAUUAUCCUACUGCAGGUGAAGGAAUGCCAGAUAGUGUGGAUGAUUUUGCAAAAUGGCAAAAAGAGAUCAGUGAGGCUGAGGCAGGAGCAAAGGAUUUGAAACCUGGAAGGGAAACUGGCGACCAUGGAGAUGGUGAUAGCGGGGAAAUACAGAAAGGAGUAGAAACCAAUCUCGAAGAUAGGCCAGGGACUCCGCCAGAGGAAGAGGAGGAAUUCACUGAUGAUGAUGGGACUAUGUACAAAUGGGAUCGUGGUCUAAGAGCAUGGGUUCCUCAAGAUAAUUUAAUUGCAAAGGAAGAAUAUGGAACUGAAGAGAUGACUUUCUUAUAUGAUGAGGAAGUAUUACCAACAUUUGGCACUGCAGAUGCCCCUGUAGUUGAAGGGAGUGCUGCUGAUGCUGAGAAAGAAGAAAAGAAGUCCAAAACUGAGAAGAUAUCUGAAGCAGAGAACAAGUCAGAUGCUGAAAAGAAGCCUGAAGCAGAGAAUAAAUCCGAACCUGAAAAAAAGUCUGAUGGAAAGAGGAAGUUGCCUGAUAAUUCCACUCAAAAGAAGGAAUCAAAUAAAGUUCCAGAUAGUUGGUUCGACUUAAAGGUCAACACACAUGUUUAUGUUACUGGUUUACCAGAUGAUGUUACGGCUGAGGAAGUUGCUGAAGUGUUUUCCAAGUGUGGAUACAUUAAAGUGGAUCCUGACACUAAAAAGCCUCGGGUGAAGAUAUAUUUUGACAGAGAAUCUGGAAAAGUAAAAGGCGAUGCACUUGUCACAUAUAUGAAGGAACCUUCUGUUGCAUUAGCAACCCAAAUUUUGGAUGGUGCACCUUUCCGGAGUGAUGGGAAGAUCCCUAUGUCAGUAACACAGGCUAAGUUUGAGCAAAAAGGAGAUAAAUUUAUUACGAAGCAAGUAGAUAAGAACAAGAAAAAGAAGCUGAAGAAGGUUGAAGAUAAGAUGCUUGGGUGGGGUGGCCGUGAUGAUGCAAAACUCUUGAUUCCCGCAACUGUUAUACUAUGGAAUAUGUUCUCUCCUGCUGAAUUAAGGGCUGACGAGAGUCUCCUUCCAGAUCUUGAAGCAGACGUUCGAGAAGAAUGUGUAAAUCUUGGUCCAGUUGAUUCUGUUAAGGUCUGUGAGAAUCAUCCACAAGGUGUUGUCUUGGUUAGAUUCAAGGAUCGGAAGGAUGCCCUAAAGUGCAUUGAGCUGAUGAAUGGAAGAUGGUUUGGAGGAAAGCAAAUACGUGCAAGUGAAGAUGAUGGUACAAUUAAUCAUUCUCGCAUUCGAGAUUUCGAUGCCGAUGCUGAGAGAUUGGAGCAGUUUGCUUCAGAACUUGAGGCUGAGUGAUGAAUAAACCUGGUCAAACUGAUACAAUGAAGGUUUAGGUUUCGUUUCGGACAACUUUUUCAUUGCUUUCUAAAACGAUUUUUUAGUACAAAAGUUUCUAAUUCAAGAAAUUUUUAACUAAAAUACUGUUUAAAAAGCAUUAAGAAAGCUGUCCCAAAUGAACCGGUAGCAUUCGAUAGGGUUACUGCUUAACCUGAUCAAUUCUUGCAUUUUCUUGGUAGGGUUAAAGAGUCCUUUUGCAAUGCAAGGAUUUAUAUAUAAACCCUUGGGAGUCUUGCAAUGUUGGCAUGCAUUUAGUGGUUAUUUUAAGCACCUGAAUGCUGUAAAUUACUAAAUUUUAAAGAGAUUAUUGUCUCUUUGUGCUCUGAUUUUAAGUUAAAUUGUCACCCAAUUGAAGUAAAGGGGGUUCGAUUCUGUAUAAAGUGCAUUAGUAGAAUAUCAAGGAUUUUGCUGAAUGGUAUGGAUUAGAAGAUUUUAUUGAA